This is a messenger RNA of Tachysurus vachellii, 4372 nucleotides long. It is a transcript of the gene cul5a, whose product is annotated as cullin 5a. Bases 135 to 2477 code for a protein of 780 amino acids. Gene Ontology annotation, molecular function: ubiquitin protein ligase binding. The record is from RefSeq and is a predicted model, not a curated record. The transcript has 19 exons. Gene Ontology annotation, cellular component: SCF ubiquitin ligase complex; Cul5-RING ubiquitin ligase complex. Lineage: Eukaryota; Metazoa; Chordata; Actinopteri; Siluriformes; Bagridae. Gene Ontology annotation, biological process: protein ubiquitination; SCF-dependent proteasomal ubiquitin-dependent protein catabolic process.
CCAGAUAUUUUGAGACGGUUCAGUAUUUUAUUUAUAUUGCCAUGAACAAAAAUUAGGUCUGCCUACCUAAGUUCUCUGUGUUCUCAUGCAGUCCAACACUCGCGAGAUCAACAAGGAGAGUAAGUUAAGGAAACAUGGCGAUGUCGAAUUUAUUAAAGAACAAAGGGUCCCUCCAGUUUGAGGACAAGUGGGAUCUGAUGCGCCCAAUUGUCCUCAAGUUACUUCGCCAGGAGUCUGUAACCAAGCAGCAGUGGUUCGAUCUUUUCUCAGAUGUUCAUGCAGUCUGUCUAUGGGAUGACAAAGGCCCAGCAAAAAUUCACCAGGCUCUGAAGGAGGACAUUUUAGAUUUUAUAAAGCAAGCCCAGGCGAGAGUGCUCAGUCACCAAGAUGACACGGCCCUCCUCAAGGCUUACAUUGUUGAGUGGAGGAAGUUCUUCACUCAGUGUGAUAUACUACCUAAGCCAUUUUGCCAGCUUGAGAUCACGCUAAUGGGGAAGCAAGGAAGCAACAAGAAGUCCAACGUGGAGGAUAGCAUAGUGCGUAAGCUGAUGUUGGACACUUGGAACGAAUCCAUUUUUUCCAACAUCAAGAACAGGCUACAGGAUAGUGCAAUGAAGCUGGUCCAUGCUGAAAGACUCGGAGAAGCUUUUGACUCUCAGCUGGUCAUCGGGGUGCGCGAGUCUUAUGUGAACCUGUGUUCCAAUCCUGAUGAUAAGCUGCAGAUCUACAGGGAUAACUUCGAGAAAGCCUACCUGGACUCCACUGAGAGGUUCUACAGGACACAGGCUCCUUCCUACCUACAGCAAAAUGGAGUACAAAACUACAUGAAAUAUGCAGAUGCUAAAUUAAGGGAGGAGGAAAAACGUGCACUACGCUAUUUAGAGACACGACGUGAAUGUAACUCUGUUCAAGCACUUAUGGAAUGUUGUGUAAAUGCACUGGUGACGUCGUUCAAAGAAACAAUCUUGGCAGAAUGUCCAGGCAUGAUUAAACGCAACGAGACUGACAAGCUUCACCUGAUGUUCUCGCUGAUGGAUAAAGUGCCCAGUGGAAUUGAACCCAUGCUUAAGGAUUUGGAGGAACACAUCAUCAGUGCUGGCCUGGCUGACAUGGUUGCUGCUGCUGAGACGAUCACGACAGACUCUGAGAAGUAUGUGGAGCAGCUUCUCACUCUGUUCAACCGCUUUAGUAAACUUGUGAAGGAGGCAUUCCAGGACGAUCCUCGAUUCCUCACAGCCAGAGAUAAAGCAUACAAAGCAGUUGUGAACGAUGCCACAAUAUUUAAGUUGGAGCUACCUAUGAAACAAAAGGGAGUGGGCCUUAAAACGCAACCCGAGUCCAAGUGUCCAGAGCUGCUAGCCAACUACUGCGACAUGCUGCUGAGGAAGACGCCACUCAGCAAGAAGCUCACCUCAGAGGAGAUCGAGCUGAAGUUAAAAGAAGUGUUGCUGGUGCUAAAAUAUGUCCAUAAUAAGGAUGUAUUUAUGAGGUAUCAUAAAGCCCAUCUAACCAGGAGGCUGAUCCUGGACAUCUCAGCUGACAGCGAGAUUGAAGAGAACAUGGUCGAAUGGCUCAGGGAAGUCGGUAUGCCGGCCGAUUAUGUCAACAAGCUAGCUAGAAUGUUCCAAGACAUCAAAGUCUCAGAGGAUCUAAACCAGGUCUUCAAGGAGAUGCAUAAACACAACAAACUUGCUUUACCAGCUGACUCCGUAAAUAUAAAGAUCCUGAAUGCUGGAGCAUGGUCACGCAGCUCAGAGAAGGUCUUUGUUUCACUUCCUACUGAGCUGGAGGACCUCAUCCCUGAAGUUGAAGACUUUUACAAGAAGAAUCACAGCGGCAGAAAGCUGCACUGGCACCACCUUAUGUCCAACGGCAUCAUCACAUUUAAGAAUGAAGUGGGUCAGUAUGACUUGGAGGUCACAACCUUCCAGCUGGCUGUUCUUUUUGCCUGGAACCAAAGACCCAGAGAGAAGAUCAGCUUCGAAAACCUGAAGCUUGCCACUGAGCUGCCCGAUGCAGAGCUGAGACGCACACUCUGGUCUCUCGUUGCCUUCCCAAAACUCAAACGACAGGUGCUAUCAUACGAACCUCAAGUGAGCUCUCCCAAAGACUUCACCGAUAGUACAUUGUUCUUCGUUAACCAGGAAUUCUCCUUGAUAAAAAACUCCAAGGUGCAGAAAAGGGGGAAGAUUAACCUGAUUGGCCGCCUACAGCUGACUACAGAGCGAAUGAGAGAGGAGGAGAACGAGGGCAUCGUUCAGCUAAGAAUAUUAAGAACACAGGAGGCCAUUAUUCAAAUUAUGAAGAUGCGAAAGAAGAUCACGAAUGCCCAGCUGCAGACCGAGCUGGUGGAGAUCCUGAAAAACAUGUUCCUUCCCCAGAAGAAGAUGAUCAAGGAGCAGAUUGAAUGGCUGAUUGAGCACAAGUACAUCAAGCGUGAUGAGUCAGACAUUAACACCUUUAUCUACAUGGCAUAGCACUGAGGUUUACGCUGGAAAUGCUUAUCGUUCCAAUCAAGAUGAAGACAGUGAACCUGCACCGGCUCAGCAGUGGGAGAGGAGUGCUGACACAAUGGAGCAACCAAGCUGGCUGCUGAUCUUCUCGUGGAGUGAUGGGCUUGUUCUACACGACAGUCACACACCAGAAUAGCUUGUUUUCAAGAAAAAUCCCUGCCUUACCUUACAGUAAAGAAACCUGAGAUGAGGAUUGGAGAUUUCAAAGGAAAAACAAAACAAAACAAAAAAUGAACUAUAUUUUUGCCAACAGGUAGUCAGUAUGCAUGGUGGGUGGUUUGCCUUUUUUUUUUUUUUUUUGUUUGUUUUUUUUUUUUGUGAGUGUCGACAUCAACAGCAUGCUGUCGGUGGGAAUGUCUAUCAUCCGAGGACUUGUUUGUGUGUGCCGUGUUUGUGUGUGUGUGUGUGUCCUUGUCUGGUCCAGGCUGUGUUCACUUCCUCUCCUCUCCAGCUCAGCGCUCAGCCUGGUCCAUAAGCUCACACUGCAGCCACAUGGGAGCUCCGUCACCAGGAUGGUGGACUGGAGCGUUAGCACUUUACGCAUUCUGCCACACAUUCAGCAUGGCCGUGUUCCCGUCAUCUGUUCUGUGUUGCUUUGGUUCAUUUUUUUUUUUUUUUUUUGAGAUGUUAAACAUGGAUAGUUGAUGACGGUAUAUGGCAGCCAUGUUGAUAUAACAGAGAAGUUCACUUUACUUCCCCCUUAUUCUGCAGGCCGGACCGAAGUCGAUAAUAACGAAUAUCAGAUACAGUUACAGUGUGAUACAACAGACACGCUGUAGUACUGCUGUACAGUGUGGGGUUUAGUAGCCGUCCGUUCCGUUAUCAGAGUUUUGUUUCGCCUCGGAGAUAACGUUACUUUUCUUCCAUUCAAGCCGCUAAAGGACAUUUUGUCUGGCUUCUUAGUGAGUUAAUCGGGGGCAGCUGUGUUAUAUUGGAACCGUUUGAUUUCAUAAAGCGUCUCUCGGCACCUUGCACGUCGUCCACACGGAAGGAUCGAUAUUAUCAUUCUUACAUAAAUUAUAUAGGCAAUAUUUUCUAGCGCAUUUCAUUUUUACUUACUCGUUUAGGAUCGGUUCCCUCUGACAGAUAUCAUUACUCUGUUUCUAAAUGAUGUCAUUUUUAUAGCACAGCCUCCUCACACCUGAUUAAAUUUCAGCCAUGUCAUAGUGAUGUUUUUCCUUAUCAGACUCGUGUGAUGAAUGAUCAUUUAAAAAAAAAAUUUGUCUUGCUACCUACACAGCCUACUGAAAAUGUUUCACACCAGUCAUUAGUUGGGUUGUUUACACUGGCCUACAUAAGCACGUGUUUUAAAGUAUCUGGAGGUCAUUUGGCCUGUGAUGAUGAAAAAAACAAUCAUUAAAUAUUACAUAAAGCAACAUUUUGUGAAUCAAAGGUCGAGUGCAUAUAUGACACAUUAUAUACCAUCACCAUGUUUUAGUAUUAAUACCUAUACAUUUUUUUAAUAGUCACUCUUAUGUAAAUCAGCCAUAAAUACGAUGUAGCAUUAAAUAGGUUACAUACAGGGUUUAUUUAUACACCUUUAUUUUAUUUAUUAAUCAUUAUACAAUCCUGAGCCACACAAAUCAUCAUCAUUCAUCUCAACAUGAAAACGAGCACCCAGUCGAAGGCCAGGCAGGAAAAACCGACACUUACAGAGACCGAAUGCUUCAUCAGUAAACACGAUGCAGUGAUAAGUCACUCGUUUAUUCACCUUCAGUAAGCACUUUAUCCAAGUCAAGGACACUCUGGAUCUGUAGCCUAUUACAGGAACAUUAUGUACAAGGCAGGAUUUUUAUCCAUUAUGGAUUCCAGUCUAUGGCAGGGUAUCGUACACACACACACACACACACACACACACA